AUGGCGACAGAGCGCGAGAUUGGCAUGUCUCAGCUGAUUGAAGCAAUGAUGCCGAACCAACGUAGAUGGCAGCCACAAGCCGCUCGUCUACUCUCUAGUCAUCUUGCUUUCGACAUUCUUUAUCUCCCAGGCUGGGUGAUAUCUGGUGCAAUUGUCACUCGACUCAACUAUCCCUCUUCCGAGACUGGAAUUCUGAUCGGAUACUUCAUACUGGCAGGACUCGCUCUGAGCUCUUGGUCCAUCGCUUUUGCUAGUUUGUUCCGAAAGGCUCAACUUUCUGGCAUCACUGUCACGAUCGUGAGCAUAGUGCUGGCUAUCAUUGUGCAGGUUCAGACCCCCAAGCAGACGGGUGCGAUUGUCAUCUUGGCUCUGUUGUUCCCACCCAUGAACUUUACGCUGUUCAUUAUCUACAUGGCCUACUGGCAAAGAGACAAUCUGGCUGCCGUACUCUCGGAAGCGCCUCCUGGAGCCCCCUGGAGAGUGUCAGGUUCAGUGUUCUUCGUGCUGUGUGUUAUACAGAUCCUCAUCUACCCCUUGAUCGGAGCCUCCAUCGAGAGAGCUUUGUACGGUACUGCGUCAAAGGCCAGGAACAUGCAUCACAGUGCGGAAAAAGAAACUGCUCGCAUUACCAAUCUUACAAAGCAGUAUGAACCUAGCUGGCUUUAUCGGAACAUCUGGUCAAGAUUCAGUAAAAGCAAAAGAGAGACUGUGCAUGCCGUCAACGACGUCAGCUUCACUAUUCGUGCUGGCGAGAUUCAUGUUCUUCUGGGAGCAAAUGGUGCAGGUAAGCAUAAAAGAACAUCUUUCCCCUUCGCUCAAGCUUUCCACGUUGUAGCUAUAAAAAUGUACAAUACUUUCUAG
This is a messenger RNA of Aureobasidium vineae, 861 nucleotides long. Lineage: Eukaryota; Fungi; Ascomycota; Dothideomycetes; Dothideales; Saccotheciaceae. The record is from the annotation of a GenBank genome assembly.